UGUCCCUCAGACACAACGGAUCACCGAUCACGGAAAGAGCCGAAUAUGUCGGCUCGGUCAUGUGAUCAGCUGUGUCCAAUCACAGCUUAUCACACUGAUUAUCAGGGCACUGAUGAUCAGUGUGCCCUGAUGAUCAGUGUGGCCCCAGCAGUGCCACCUAUCAGUGCCUUGUGUCAGUGCUCAUCAGUGCCUCGUGCCAGUGCCCAUCAGUGCCUACCAGUGCACAUCAAUGCCACAUAUCAGUGCCCAUCUGAGCUGCCUUUCAGUGUCACCCAUCAGUGCCAGUCAGUGCCACCUAUCAAUGCCAAUCAGUGCCACCUAUCAGUGCUGCCAAUCAGUGCCACCUAUCAAUGCCAAUCAGUG
Messenger RNA from Staurois parvus, 363 nucleotides. The record is from the annotation of a GenBank genome assembly. Lineage: Eukaryota; Metazoa; Chordata; Amphibia; Anura; Ranidae.